Messenger RNA from Pundamilia nyererei, 2094 nucleotides. Its product is annotated as stromelysin-3-like. Gene Ontology annotation, cellular component: extracellular matrix. The transcript has 8 exons. Bases 138 to 1595 code for a protein of 485 amino acids. NCBI's taxonomy places the organism in Eukaryota, Metazoa, Chordata, Actinopteri, Cichliformes, Cichlidae. The record is from RefSeq and is a predicted model, not a curated record. Gene Ontology annotation, biological process: extracellular matrix organization; collagen catabolic process; proteolysis. Gene Ontology annotation, molecular function: zinc ion binding; metalloendopeptidase activity.
UGUAAGGGGUUAAAUCACGUGUGUAGUAAACCUGUUACCUGAGUAGGACAAAGACACCGGGGCCGACAUUCAUUCACUCCAUCCACGCAGUUCCUGCGUCCGCUCUGUUGCACGGUCGCCGUCACAGCGUUGAAAAGAUGCUGCGAGGUGCCGUGUUUUACGGCAGCAUCCUGCCUUUGUACCUUUUCCUCUGCGUUUGUUCUCUGCCGGUACACGACCACAGGACCGCCAAGCAGCUGCAGAGAUGGAGCAACAGUCAUGCCGGUCUGAAGAAGAGGCCAAGUCAUGAACAGGACACACUAAAUGAAGAGUACGAUUUCAAGUCCCCAAACGACACAGAUUUGUGGAAUCGUCCUCGCUGUGGAGUCCCAGAUUAUCCUACCUUAACGCAGCUCAGCAUGACAUACAACAAUGUGAAAAAGAGAAGGGACACCCUGAGUAGACAGCAGCGCAGGAAGCGAUUUGCGCUCUAUGGCAGGCGAUGGGAGAAGACAGACUUAACUUACAAGAUCAUACGUUUUCCCUGGCAGAUGAGUGAGGACAAAGUGCAGAGUGUUUUCCAGAAGGCGUUUGGUGUGUGGGGUGCUGUUACUCCUCUCAGGUUCAGUGAAGUAACCAGUGAGAAUGCUGACAUCAUCAUUGAUUUCAACAGGUACUGGCAUGGGGACAACUUACCAUUCGAUGGUCCAGGAGGAAUCCUUGCUCACGCCUAUUUCCCCCAGACACAGAGAGAGGGAGAAGUCCACUUUGACUAUGAUGAGCACUGGACAGUGGGCAAUAAUGCUGGCACAGACCUCCUCCAAGUGGCAGCUCAUGAGUUUGGCCACGUUUUGGGCCUGCAGCACUCCCUUGAGCCCGAUGCUGUGAUGUGCCCAUUCUAUAGUGACGCUUACCCUCUGCAGCUGAGUGAGGAUGACAAAAGGGGCAUUCAGUAUCUGUACGGAUCCCCUCGGCAUGCGCCACCUGUGAUGACAGAGACCAAUGAGAUUGAGACUGAACUGCCAAAUGCUUGCAAAACAAACUUUGAUGCUGUAUCCAUGAUCAGGGGAGAGCUCUUCUUCUUUAAGUCUCAAUAUAUUUGGCGAAUACGUGAUGGGCAGCUACAAGCUGGCUAUCCAGCUUUAUCAUCACGCCACUGGAAAGGAAUUCCAGAACACAUUGAUGCUGCGUUUGAAGACAAGUCUGGCAACAUCUGGUUCUUCCAAGGUGACAGCUACUGGGUUUUUGAUGCUGAAAGGAAGAUAACAGGGCCAGAUUCAGUGAGACGGCUGGGUCUUCCUGUAACAGACAUUGAAGCAGCUUUGAAGUGGGAAGAGGACCAUACUGAGAAAGUCUACUUCUUCAAGUCGAGUUACUACUGGUCCUUCAAUAUUCAGGAUAAUCGAAUUAAUGACUUACACCCUCGCAGCAUUUACGAGUGGAGGGGAAUGCCCAGCCACAUCGAUGGAGCCUUCUUGGACAGAUAUGGCUAUGCCAAUUUCCUGAGUGGAAUGCACUACUGGAAGUUUGACCCUGUGGCACUGAAGGUACUGGAAGGCUACCCCCGGAGCAUCGGCAUGGAUUUCUUUGGCUGCUCUGCCUCUCUGUCCAAAUAAGUUACAUCUGCAUUACUUUUACAGAUCAUUUUUUCUGUUAAAUUUCCCAUACAAAACACUCAAGAUGUUUUGGCUAUAUUCAAUCUGAUAGAUUUCAUGAAUUUGACUCUAAAGGAAGUGUCUGUAUUUGCCUUUUGCAGAGCCAGAAAUGUUUCUGUCAGUGUCAGAAUACAAUCUGGAGAAAGCUAGUUAAAAUUGUUAGUGUCAGUUCAAUAAAAACUUCAGAUCCAAGCUUAUAUCCCCCCAUCUCAGCUGACUGCAGGCUUCCCCAACCUUAUAAACAGUACGUUUGCAUAAUGACUAAAACUGGCACCAGUGGCUAACAAUGGGCUGUGAGGUCAGUUUCAUGGUCAUUAUCAUGCAAAUUGGCAUGAUGUUUUGGGAAAAUGCAUCUCAGCUGUUCCGAUACUCGUGACACAUAAGGGUUCACUAAGGGUUUUUGCUUAGGCAGCAGUUGUCUGUCUUCUCUCCUGGAUCGGCUGGAGCUUUCUUUAAGCAC